Molecule: messenger RNA, 736 nt
Organism: Tricharina praecox
Lineage: Eukaryota; Fungi; Ascomycota; Pezizomycetes; Pezizales; Pyronemataceae
Exons: 1
Coding region: 51-731 (226 amino acids)
Source: RefSeq, a predicted model, not a curated record
GGCUCCCCCGCCUCCUCCCACGGCUCCCCCGCCUCCUCCCACGGCUCCCCAUGCGCCUCCCGGGUCUCCCGCAGCGCCGAAGCUACGCCAGCAACCGCCUCGCGAAGCCGACGAAGUUCACGCCGCCGUCGCACCCCUCGCGGCGCCCUCUCAAAGACCCUGUGCACUACCCGGGGCCCCCCUUACCCACCUCCGCCACCCCCAAGUUCUACCCCGAGACCCUGCCACCACCCAACACGCUCUCGCACCGCCUGCUGACCUCACGGCGGCUGCACUUCUACCUCUCGCUCGGCAUCCUGUCCCUCCUCGCCGGCAGCGUGACACUCAGCAAUUUCGUGCGCACGUCGCCGCACGCGCGCGAGAUCGAGUGGAGCUGGAGUGCGCCCGGCCAGGGCGUGCGGCAGCUGGUGGGGGCGUGGAGGACGAGUGUCGAUGAGGAGACGAGGAGGGUUAGUGAGAAGAGGCGUAGGGCCCUGGAGGAUGUAGAGAAGAGAGGCGAGUAUAGGAAACAUCAUGGGCUUGAGGAGACGGGUGAUCAGGGCGGGUUUGGAGGGUUUGGGUUGAAGAAGAAGGCCGCGACGCCGGAAUUGGCUGAGUUGGAGGGGUUGGAGGGGGCAGGGGGACAGGGAAAGGAGCAGUGGGUUGAGGAAGAGCUUGCUAAGUUGGAGAGGGAGGCUGUGGGCGUGGUAUUGCCGGUUAGGGAGGAGAAGAAGAAGGGUGGGUGGUGGUAGCGGGG